UCUGAACAUUAGACUAAUGAUCUUAAAUGUAGACUGAAGUCUCAGGCAUUAUAAUAGAAAGACUGCCUCUGGCCAGCUGUAUCGCACAGUAAGUGCAGGAAGGAGGAUUGUUGUGAUUUGUGUCUUUGACCAGAAGCAAGCAGCUCAGGACUGAGAACAGGCAGAGGCAGCUAGUUCAGAAGACUGGACUACUUCAGCAUUGCUGCUGCCCAUCCCACACGUCUCCUGUAGAAAGUGGACUGUUGCAGAACUGACAAUCAGGACAUUCUGGGUGGACUUGCACACUGAUCUGUGAUUCCAAGAUAUUUCCAGUGCUUUUACUUGUGGUUGUUUAUGCUCUCCCCUGAGGAGAGAUGGUUCAAAUGUGGCUAGUUCUGACUCACUUCUUAUAUUUCCUAACUGGCCAGGUUCAAGGGUCAGUGAGCAACAUGUUUGCAGUGACUGGUACUAAGGCUGUGCUGAGAUGCCCUUAUAUAUCAGUGGCACCAAUGAUUUUGGCAGUAUGGAAUAUAAGUGCAAAGAAUGGAAUGGGAUGCUUAUUGGCUUACAGAGCUGAUACCAAUGAGACAAAAAAUGUAAACUGCAGCGAGAGGAUGACGUGGGAAUCUAGACCUGAUUAUGACCCUUCCCUUCAGAUUCACCCUGUAAAGCUUGCCGAUGAAGGAACUUACAUGUGUGAAGUUGUAAAUAGUGAUGGGAGUUUUUAUGAGACCUAUGCUCUGACCGUGUUCGUCCCUCCAGAAGUGACUUUAACUUAUGAGAGCAGUGGGAUUGCUCUAUGUCAGGCAUCUGCAGGGAAGCCAGCUGCACACAUUUCAUGGGUCCCUAAGAAUGGUCACAGUGUUGAGAAUAAAGUUCAUCACCUCAAUGGAACAGUGACCACAGUCAGCAGAAUGUACUGGAUCAACAGCGCUGCCAUUAACAAGAGUUGCUUAAUUACCCACCCAACCAAAAAUUGGACUCUGUCCAUUGAUCUGUCACCAACAUUCCCCAUAUUCCAGUGUGUCUUGAUAGUUGCCUUUUCCUGUGUUGCUGUUGGUGUUCUUGGUGGUGUGAUUCUUUACCGGGCUUUAAAAUACCAAGCUUCCCGGUUAUCAGGAUCGGCACAUGUUCCCCCAGUGGCAAAUCAGACUGGAGAUAAUAUCAGACUCCAAUCCAGGACUCAGAAAAUUGACACAGUUUACUCUUUCAUCGGGUCAGGUGGCAUCUCUGAGAAUUAUCGUGUGCGGAAUAUGGAUGAAAGACACUAAGUACAUAACAGCGCAUAUACAGACAGGCUUGUAUGAAAGCUGUUACUAAUCACAUCGAAAUUGAUAUUUAACAAAUCCCAGAGCUAUUACAAAAUGGGUCAGAUGAACUGUAGAACACAUAAAUGCCUUCUUCAGGAGCUUUUUAUCAAGAAGACUUGAUUUUGAGUUCCUCUGUUUGUCUGUCUUACUUCUGCUACUUUAGUGUCAUGUUGUUAACCAUCAGAACAGUCAGGAAUGUACCCUUUGGCAUUUCAAAAGCAAUGAUGGUGGAUGCUGGAGGGAUGAUGUGGGGGAGAGGGAGGUAUGUCAGGAGACAGAUCACUCUAGAUGAGGGGUGGGCAAUUAUUUCAGCUGGAGGGCUCCUUCACAACUUUCGGUGAUAUGUCAAGGGCUGC
Gavialis gangeticus (Gharial) is the source of this 1645-nucleotide messenger RNA. Its product is annotated as cell surface glycoprotein CD200 receptor 2-like. The record is from RefSeq and is a predicted model, not a curated record. Gene Ontology annotation, cellular component: external side of plasma membrane. The transcript has 8 exons. Gene Ontology annotation, biological process: regulation of neuroinflammatory response. Gene Ontology annotation, molecular function: signaling receptor activity. NCBI's taxonomy places the organism in Eukaryota, Metazoa, Chordata, Crocodylia, Gavialidae. Bases 354 to 1250 code for a protein of 298 amino acids.